AUGCGCUUUCGGUCACUAGUCAGCAAAUAUGGCUUGCCACUUCUCCCACAUUCAUUUGUGUUCGGGCACCUGCUCAUUGCGGCGAAAGUGGUGAUGAAAGGACCCAAAGACAUUGCUGCAGCGCUUGUGCCAUAUCUUAUUAGUCUCGAACACCCUGAAACUAACAAAUAUGGCUACUUCUACUUGGAUAUGUGGCCCGUUUCUGAGCAGAUGAUCGUAGUGCAUCACCCUGACAUGAUGGUGCAAUUCUGCCAAGACACCUCCUUUGCAAAACAUACGCAAAUGCCAUUCGAAUUCGGUCCGUUGUCGCAUGGCGUUGAUCUUGUCACGUCCAACGGCCAUCAUUGGAAGACCUGGCGGAGUAUUUUCAAUCCGGGGUUUUCUUCUAAGAAUAUCCAAAGCUAUGUGCCGGCAAUGUUGGAGGAGUAUAACAUCUUCAAAACAAAGCUUGAAUCGUUCGCUACGAGUGGGGAGACGGUAAAAAUGGACUCAUAUGCCAUGGCAUUGACGGUCGACAUCAUUGGUCAUGCCGUUCUAGGUGCUCGGCUACACGCUCAAACAACUGGGUGCGAGAUCUUUGACGCUCUGAAAAGACAAAUCGCACUCCUACUCGUCGACUACUCACCAGAAGGUCUAGCGAAAUUGCUUAACCCCGUUCGACCAUUUCGGAUCUGGAAGAACAAUCGCACCAUGAGAAAGGGUGUUCUACCGUAUAUUCUCGAAGGUAUCCGAAACCAUGACCGUAAGGAGGGGAGCAAAACCAUGCACAGCCUUGCGGUCAAAUCGUACAAGGAUGAACAUUCCGCCGCCGAGGGAGAGAUCGAUGUGCGCUGGAUCGAUGUGGCGGUCGACCAGUUCAAAAUGAUGCUGUUCGCCGGUCACGACACCGUAAGUAGUACAUUCUGUUUCGUGACGGCAUUACUACAUUUCCACCCGGGGAAAUUGGCCAUUGUCCGUGCCGAAAUCGACGAAGUCCUUGGUUCAGACUCUACCAGUGCGCAAGCAGCCAUCGCAAGAACACCCGAACUCCUCAAUCGAUUGACGUACUUGACCGCCGUCAUCAAGGAGACACUCAGACUUUUCGGCCCCGUCAGCGGCAGCGUCCGGCAAGCCGCCGAAGGGCAACGGCUGUACCACCACGAGACCGGCGAAGAGCUCCCCCUGUGGGAUCUGAUGCUCUUCUCACACCAAGCGCAGCUGCAUCGCGACGAGAAAUUCUGGCCUCAACCCCAUGAAUUUAUCCCGGAGCGGUUCACCGCCAAGGAAGGCGACCCCCUGUACCCGCACAAGAACACGUUUCGGCCGUUUGAAAUGGGCAGUCGGAAUUGCAUUGGCCAGGAAUUCGCCAUGACUGAGCUGCGGCUCGUGCUGUCGCUGGCACUUCUGGAUCUCGACUUCGAACCCGUUUAUCCGGAGGACGGGCCCAAAUACUUUGGUUCGGUGCUUUAUCAGACUUCGCCGCCGGAAGAAAUCACCAUGCAUCCUAGGGAUGGAAUGCCGAUGAACGUGUCUUUGAGGAAGCGGGCUUGA
Molecule: messenger RNA, 1530 nt
Organism: Exophiala bonariae
Lineage: Eukaryota; Fungi; Ascomycota; Eurotiomycetes; Chaetothyriales; Herpotrichiellaceae
Exons: 3
Coding region: 1-1530 (509 amino acids)
Molecular function (GO): iron ion binding; monooxygenase activity; heme binding
Source: RefSeq, a predicted model, not a curated record